AUGAGUGGUGUGGAAAGUCUGCUGAUAGAGAGCGACGAGGAGGACCUGGGGGAGUUGGAUCUGUCGGCCAUCACGCUGGAGGAGAUCCUGCGCGAGGAGGAGCUGGCCAAUAAGAGCGCAGAUGACACAGACAGCUCCACACAGGACGGAGAUGAUCUCUUCUUCUCACCCGCCACCUUCACACUCAAUAUCGAGCCUGGUCCAGGCAUGGACACGCACUUCCGCACGCCUCUGGAGAUCGCAGAAGCCCGAGAGAAGCAGCUUCUGAGCUGUGUCGGUGUAGAGCUCAUAUCCCCACUGCAGGUGAAGCGUCGUCUACGUGCUAACGCUCGCUCCAAGGCUCUCAAGUCUCGUCGAGAGGGUCUUGUAGCCAUGAAGAAGAACCAAAGGAAGAAAAAGAUUGCAGAAGGAGCAGGAGCAGCUGCCGUUGCCGCAGAAAAGAAGUCCACAGGAGUGGUCAAAGUGGAGCCAAUGGAAGCCAUCAGUCGACAACUGAGAAAGAAUAUCGAGUUCAAGGAGUACGGUCCCGGCUCCCCCACUGUGGUGGCUAUUCACUCCAAGUUCAUUGCUAUUGGAACAUCCAAGGGGCUGGUUAUUAUCUUCGACCACUUCCAGAACAUCCGACAAGUGCUGGGCAACACGAACGACGCAGAUGGAGACGGACCCGUCACGGCUGUGGACGUGUCGCCUGGCAGUGACUAUUUGGUGUGUGGAUACCAAAGCGGACGCAUUGUACUGUGGGAUAUGAUCAAAGGAACGUCGCUCAAGGCUGUAUCCGACGCUCACGAGAACCCUGUGGUGAGUCUCCGCUUCUUGAAGGACCAGAAGCCAGUACUGGUCUCGGUGGACACCAAUGGACUCGUGAACAAGCUCAACUUCUCCAAAAUGAUGGGAAUGGUGUACGUAGUGGACGUGGAUCCGCUUUACGAUGGAUCAGCGGGCAAAAUUCUGUCCAUCUCGGUGCUGCCACAGUCGGCUGGUAACGCCAAGAUCUCGUACUUAACUGACCAGUACUGUCUUGCAGCAUUGAGCACAGAGACGGUGACGUUCAUCAUCGCUAUCGAGCCGGAGGUUCGUGUAAUUUACCGCUGGACACGUCCUGACGAUAUUGCGCCGGAUGAUCCUGUGCUCCCAACGCUGGCAUUCGCGUGGAUUUCGUUCCCUGGCAGCUCUCGAGCGCUGGCGCCGGUGCUGGCGCGUGGAUGGGGCAACCGUGUACAGUUUCUGGAAGUGGUGUUCCCUGGCGGGAAGAACCACUCGCACGCGCGUCAUGGCUUCCCUACGUUUGAUGAACACGACCAGAUCGAGUCUUCAAGCGCUGUGAUGGCUGUGCAAUGGCUGGGCGACCAGGUGGUGGUGUAUCUGAACUCGCACGAUGAGAUCUGCGUGUACGACGUCAUGUCGCGUCAAGAACUGGAGAUCGUGGACGUAUCUUCGCUGGAGCUGGUGUUCGCCUCUUAUCGAGGCAAAAACGCGCGCAGUUUCUCGAAUAGUUUCCGUGGUUGCUACAAUAUUCUGUAUCUACUGGGUCUUAAGGAGCUGCAGACUGCUCGUGUGUUGCCAUGGACGCAACGUAUCGACUUGCUGGUGGAUGAUGGCGAGUGGCUGGAGGCUCUUGCACUCGCUUUGGAUCACUAUGAAGGACUGAAGAUCGCAGCAGCUGAUCGCGCGGCACGAGACCGGUUCCCACCCGUAUUCUUCCGUGACAAGCAGAACGAUCAGUGUCUUGUGGACAUCCUGCACAUGUGUCAGACUAAUCAACGUACUGGCGAGAAGGAGGAUGUGUUUAGACACGAAGAGAGUGCCAACGAAGUGCGUUGGGUGUGUGGUGAGGUGCCGUAUCCUCCUGAUAUCGCCAAGAAGCUCGAAGAAACGCUCCAGAAGGCUCGUAGUGGCGAAGUGACGAAGAAUUUCGUGCCUAUUAGUGUGGCUGAGCGCGUCGCAGAUCUGCUGAUGGAGUACGUACGUCUUGCUAUUGCGAAUGCACCAGGUUCUACAGCUGCUGCGGGUGGUGAACUGAGUCUCAACAAGAUCGGGAUGAAGCUGGACCUGGCGAAGAGCCACUAUCAGAUGCUGGCGGGUGUUUGCAUUGAGUACUGUGCUCUCAUUGGUCGCACGGAUCUCCUUUUCGGUGAGAUCUACACACGUUUCAAGGAUGCAAACAAGCUCAGCGUGCUGAUUGAGCUGCUGGAGCCGUAUAUUCUGUCCGAAAAGCUACGAAACCUGUCUCCAGUAGCGAUGGAGGAGUUUGUUCGCCACUUUAGCUCGCAGGGAAAACUCGCUCAAGUGGAACAAUGUCUGCUUCAUCUGAAUGUGGCGGAACUGGACUUGGAUACGAUCCUCAAGCUUUGUCACGACCACGAACUGUAUUCAGCGCUCAUCUACAUCUAUAAUGAAGGCAUGGACGACUACACGACGCCAAUUGAUGUUCUUCUGGAGGCUUGUUCGGAUGCGAAGGCGGCCAAGGCAAAUCCAGCAUCGCAGCCAGUCGCACGAACUGCUCGUGCGCCCUCUGGUAAUCGUGUGAACAGUCUGGCGUCGGCAUUUGGCGGCACGACGCGAGCUUCUAGCUCUACGAUCUCAAUUGCCAAGCCUGCAGCAUUAUCUGCACGCGAGAAAGAAGAAGAAGAAGCGCUUAGUGGUCCCCGACGCCGACGGUUGUUCGGCUACAAGUUGUUGCUUUACGUUUCGUACGCAUUGAGUGGUCGUACGUUUCCGAAGCAUGAGCAGAUCUCUCCGGUCAAGUUAGGAAAGGUGCGCUCGCAGAUCUGCUACCACUUGUUCGAAAACGCCGUGGCAGGCUCGCCACACCCACGCCCAUACCCGCGACUGGAGACUCUAAUCGACUUGGAUGCACGCGAGCUGUUCAACAUUAUGGGACGUAUGUUUGACACGCCUAGUGUGGAGUUUGAAGGCGAGAAGAAGGACGACUCUGGUCGUCCUACUAGCCGAUACGAUUCUGCUCGCAAUGCUGAGAUGACCAAGUGUCCUAGUCGGUUGUCGAUCGUGCUGUCACUGGCUGAAGUCAUCUUUGGUCCCAAGAGUCCGUUCAGCUCGGUAGAACACGCUCACUUCUUUAUGUUUGAAGCCAGACUACUCAGUGGAGGCUCCAUUGAGCCACAGGAGUACGCUGAUGCGCGUGCGCAGGCUAUUGGUGAUGCUGGCUCGGCCGACGGAGCGUCUAUGAUGGACUCGCUGAUGAACUUCCUCGCUCUUGGACCCGCGUCGCUGCUUUCCAAUGGUUCAUCGGCUGUCUCGGCUGAAACGUCGCAUGAAGAAGGCUUCGAUAAGGCUGGACGUGAAGCCAUGUUGGUGCGUCUAUUGACGAAGCUGAACAAGGCCACCUACAACCACGAGGCGCUGCUGGCUAGUGUGAUUCGAGAGAAGAUGAACCGUGCGGCUGUGCUGCUGUACAAGGAUAACGGUGACUUUACUCAGGCAAUUGCUUCGUAUCUGGCGGACGAGGAUCACGAGUAUCAGAUGAAUGCGUUCAGCUACAUCCGCAUGGAGACUGAUAAGGCCGUGGAUGGAGAAGACAUGGAGAUGCGCGACAGCAACGGUGCUGAGCCUACUCGUCGUCGUCGCAAGGUUAUUGAAGAAGCUGUGUUGACUCACGCUCCAGCACUCAUGAAGACCGAUGGCUACGCGUUCGUGACGCUGAUCUUGGGUCAGUUCCCCAACUUGAACAACAAGGUCAUCCAGAAGUUCCUGUCGAUGGGUAAAGAAGGGUCGAAACUCGAGUUCUUGUACCUCAAGCAAGUGCUCAUGGCCUCGUCGACUUCGAAUGGUGGCAGUAGUGAUGAAGCUGAUGUUAUGAAAGAUCUGCUGGAACGCUCCAAGCUGCGUAUUGCUGACGAUCCUGCCGUCCAGGAGCGAUUUGUGCGCUUGCUGUGCGAAUUCGAACCUGCCGGCGUGUUCCCGUACCUCGAAUCCCACGACAGCUUCAAGGUGGAUGCGUGUCUACGACUGUGCAAGGAGUUCGCGAUCACAGACGCCGAAGCGUAUCUGCUUGAGCGCACGGGCGACGUCACUGGCGCACUGACGCUUAUUCUGCAGAGCCUGGAGCAGAAACUCAAGAUCCUCAAGCCAGCUCUGCGUGGUUACAACGUCUCGGCUGUGUCUUCAUCGUCGACAGGCGCCUCGGACAUGUUAUCGAGUGCUGCUGGGGGCUCCAGUGGCAGUAAUGGCGCUGCCAGACACCAGUCGUCGGACCGUAUUAUUGACAGUGUACAGGAGGGCAAGGACGCUAUGAAGACGCUGGAAGUGGCUCUGACGAUGUGUCAGCGUAACUCGCUGCGUAACCGUGACGAACAAGCGGAGAAACUUUGGUUUACGCUGCUGGACAAGCUGUUACGUAUCCAGAACUCGGUGAAGCGCAGUCUGAGCUCCAAGAGCUCGUCUCGUAGCGUUCCCGUCACUCGUACUCAUAGCGGCGGAGGCAACAGCGGCCACGGGGCCACGACGGCCUUCCAAGUGGCUUUGAACGAGAUGAUCCGCUUCAUUCUGGAGCGCAUGGCGUCAUCUGUGUCGCUCAAGUCGAUUCUAUUCAAGAUUACGAACGAGCACGGCCGUGGCGCGUUUGGAGACUUCCGACCGACGAUCUUUGGUAUGUUGGACACGUACAACUACGAGCAGAACAUUUACCAGACGGCUAAUGCGCUGAUCAGCGUGGAUCUGUUCGACCAGAUCACGACGCUGAAGCGAGCCAAGUCUCGUUGUUACGCGCCUCCUUCCAAUGUGUGUGGCUACUGUCACGUUGCGCUGUCCAAGCCUCCCUUCGGAAUGGGUCAAUCUGGAGCUCCUGGAACGGAGAAAUGGAACUUGCAUACGUCUAUGGUGUUGGUCAUGUCGGGUCAGACUUUCCACGAGUCUUGUGGUAAGGCCUGGCAGCAAGGUGUUGACACUAAGACACCAGCUGCACGUGGCAAUCCUCCCGGGAAACUCUCGCGAAACCAGAGCUCAGUAAGCAGCAUGACUAGCGAUGGAGUGGCGGAAGAUGAAGCAGGCAGUCGACUUCAACGUAAGCAGCCGAGUACGAGACGGUACUUGGCUCGACUGAAGACGCAGCGACGUGCGUCGCGACGACAGGUGUCGCCUCACGUUGUGCUGGAGAGUCUGAUCCGUGAGGACAAUGGUCGAAACAAAUACCUCAAGAGCUCGCGCGCUGUCUUCUCGCUGCGUCCAGACCCAGAAGUGGCGGCCAGCAAGGUCAAGAAGCGUCUGGGAACACGCAAGGCGGGCUCGCUGCCAGUGGCGCCCAUCCAGAAGGGCAGCAUCUAAGGUAAUCAGGGGACUGACGAGACGUGUAUUUGAAACACCUUGCUGUGCAUGUUUUAGGGAUAAAAGAAGCGGAAUGAAAAGGACCGGAUCAAGUGUA
This is a messenger RNA of Phytophthora infestans T30-4, 5377 nucleotides long. RefSeq names its product vacuolar protein sorting-associated protein 8. Gene Ontology annotation, cellular component: HOPS complex; late endosome. Gene Ontology annotation, molecular function: protein binding. The transcript has 2 exons. The record is from RefSeq and is a predicted model, not a curated record. Bases 1 to 5280 code for a protein of 1759 amino acids. Gene Ontology annotation, biological process: protein targeting to vacuole; endosomal vesicle fusion. NCBI's taxonomy places the organism in Eukaryota, Oomycota, Peronosporomycetes, Peronosporales, Peronosporaceae.